Messenger RNA from Magallana angulata, 2351 nucleotides. RefSeq names its product protein phosphatase 1 regulatory subunit 32-like. The transcript is spliced from 12 exons. The coding region runs from base 112 to 1485 and encodes 457 amino acids. The record is from RefSeq and is a predicted model, not a curated record. NCBI's taxonomy places the organism in Eukaryota, Metazoa, Mollusca, Bivalvia, Ostreida, Ostreidae. Gene Ontology annotation, molecular function: phosphatase binding.
CGUAUGUUGUGAGUUACCUCUCUUUGUAACGCGUCAUCAUAUUUUGUGCACAUUAGAGCACAGUUGCCUUUGACAACGAUAAAGCUUCCCGAGAAGUGCAGUAAAGCCAAGAUGGGGCCACUUCCACAGGGCAGUAGAAAUGUUCACAUCAUGGCCAGUCAGGGGCCGGAUAUCAACAUGAUGAAGUUUUACAACACCACUAAUUCCACUACAUAUGGUCGUUAUUACGACAAGUUCAAGCCUCGACCAGGCCGACACACAGGUACUGGAUACUUGUCCAACUUCCGCCCUGCUGUGUAUUACAGCCAGCGCCUAGAUGAGGUGGAUAACCCCGUCCUAAGCAAAAUUUGUGCAAAGAAUUACCACAGUGUAACGGAGUUACACUACCAGCCUUAUAAAGAGAACUCCGGCACUGAGCCCCUUCCUGGAAAUGUUCAUCAAAAGGGGUCAGGAUUUGUGAGGCAGAAACCCAUCACCAACCCAACCAUAAGAGAGGUGAACGGAGUGUUUAUUGAUACCCGGGCUGCCACUGCCCCGUCCGACAUCCUCCCCAAGAGUAAGCCCCGCCUUCACACCCUCAGGGCAAAGGACCCAGUGGAACUAGAAAAUGGGGGAUAUGGUCCAAAGUACAUGCUGUCAGAGACGAAGCAUCAGUUUGUGGGAGAGCAGCCUGAUCGAAUGGACCUGACCAACAAAACUGUCGGUCCCCAUGAGGAGAGUGGCUUCACCCACGCCUACAAUGUAGAACCCAUCACUUACAUCCCAGGGUCACCCCACAAAAACGAACGUCCGGGCUGGGCUACAGGGCGACCCACAGGGAUUAGCAUAAUGAAGACAGACUUCUUGAGAUCAGAAUAUUCCAAGGGUAAUGAGCCCUUCCCAGUCCUAUCUCAUGGGUCAGAGCGUGGUACAGGAUUCACACACGAAAAAGCCAAGCCCCUGUAUGUCAACAGAGUCAUGGGAGAUGCCUAUGAUAAGGCAGAGAACAUUCCAUCCCUGAGACUAGAGAGGACAAAGAAGGUUGAUCCUACAGAGUACCUCAACAUGCAGAACCCCAACAACCACUCUAGCAUUACCAUGAAGAUGUACCAGGGCCAGCAGCGGCCAACGCCCACUGAGGCUGACCGCCUGAACACCACUGCUGUGGGGAGUCAAGAGCUGUCAGGGUACAGCGAGAACAACGACCGCUUUGUGGCCCAGCCUGAUGAUUACAAGAGGUUCACAACCCACUACCUGACGAGGUUUGGACAGGACCCAACCCCUGUGGGUAGGGACCGUGAGGGACACACACGAGGAGCCGUACAGACCCAGAAGCCUGAUGGAUUCACCAAGAGCACCGCGGUGCACUCGCACGGGCCUGACGUCCAGUCUACCGCCACUCUGAGGAGGCUGGAGCCAUAUGUUUCCAGGAGUAUCAAAGCAAGAGACGUAUUCUUUGAUGAUCACACACAUGAUAUGAAGUCUCACUCCUUAGUCGUGUCAUAAUCAACACAAAGAGGAAUAGAAAGUUAAUCAAUGAUAGAAGUAUACCAUUAAACUGAUGGUCAACAAGUGUGAACUCACUGCAAUAUGUAUUAUAAAUCAAACAUUGAACAACUGGAUCUAAACUGACAAAAUAUUUAGCUUACUUUGAAGGUUGUAUAACCUUUUAACUCUUAUGUAUCAGAAUUUUAAAAAAAAAAUUAUGAGUUAUGAGAAGUUGUUUGUUUAUUUGCUAGCUUGUUGAAGGACUUUUGAGUUUUAAGUAAGCAAUACAAGUGCUAAUUUCUCUGUGAUUUUUUUCCAACCAGUAUUAAACGGUGUUAAUUUAUGUGCUGUAUAAUUAUGAGGUCUAUAAUUUGUACUACAAACGAACAGGUUCUUAAGAUGUUUCACAUUUUUCGAAUCAAAGAGCCUGCUAAUUCAGUGUAUACAGAUUGACUUGUUUUGUGUCUCUCCUUAAUCUUCUGUCUCCUGAAUGUUAACUGUGAUACUUUUGUUUACUGUUUUGUUUUUUUAUCGAUCAUGUUUUGAAAUCAGCUGAUUAUUGUUUUGUAUAGACAGGGUUGUCCUUCUUGUUUAGAACAUUUGUCAUGGUCUGGGGUUACAUGAUGCAUCUCUUCUUAUUAAUAAAAGAUGCCUUUUUGCUUGUUCCUUAAAUGCAGAAUUAUGAAAAUAUUUUAAUGCAUAUGUAACAUUCCCCUGUGUUUAUUUUGCCCUUUGUAAAUUGAUAUAAUUAUGUAUAUAUGGACUUUGUGAUGUCCAUUGUUCUAGGUGUUUUGUAAAAUAUUGUUUACAUGGGAUAUUGCAUGCUCAUCAGAACCUAUUUUAUUGACCAUGUUUUACACAUAAUAAAUUUUAUGGAAACACUU